Frankliniella occidentalis (western flower thrips) is the source of this 4657-nucleotide messenger RNA. RefSeq lists its product as uncharacterized. Gene Ontology annotation, molecular function: RNA polymerase II complex binding; mRNA binding. Gene Ontology annotation, cellular component: mRNA cleavage factor complex; cytoplasm. The transcript has 16 exons. Gene Ontology annotation, biological process: termination of RNA polymerase II transcription. Lineage: Eukaryota; Metazoa; Arthropoda; Insecta; Thysanoptera; Thripidae. The record is from RefSeq and is a predicted model, not a curated record. The coding region runs from base 275 to 4210 and encodes 1311 amino acids.
GAACUAACCCACUGUAAACAAUCCCCUCCAUUCUGGCCAUAACAAGGCUAUUGUUUAGCUUCAAAUAAACAAAUGUCGGAUUUGUGCGUUUACAUGUUGGAACAUGUUGGCUUCAGAACGGAUGAUUUUCAAGUUGGAUCCAUUUGUUUCUCAUUUCUUGACAUCUUGCUCCUGUUUUAACUAGUCGCCAUGGUGUGCGCUUAAACCCCCUUCAUGCCUCUGUAAAGAGUGUUGAAUCAACACCCGAUGACAUGCCGCUGCUGUAGGAAGCAUUAUGUUGGAAGCAGAAGUUAACGAGGCUAUUAACUGCUUUGCUGACUCCCUAGCCGACUUGACUGUCAAUAGCAAACCUCUCAUCAACUUCCUCACUAUGGUUGCAAAAAAUAAUGUAGACCAUGCAGAAGUUAUUGUAGAUGCUGUCGACAGUCAUCUCGAAAAGGCCCCAAUUAUAGUGAAGCUGCCCAUCUUGUACCUUAUUGACUCCAUCGUAAAAAAUGUUGCAACAAAGUACAUAGAUUUGUUUUCUUCAAUCAUUAGGGAGAAGUUUCCUAAAAUAUAUGAGGAAGCCGACGAAACUAUGCGCCAAUCAAUGUUCAAACUGCGACAAACUUGGGAUGGUAUUUUUUCUUGCAAGGAGUUGUGUGAUAUCGAUGUUGAAAUUCAUUCUUUUGACUCUGCUUGGCUGUUGAAAGGUGAAUCGUUGGAUGCAUUUAAAAACAAGACUUGUAAAAUAUUGCUCAACCCUAGCUUCUUAUCCAUGGAAUCUGAAGAAGCUAAAGUUCAUUCAGAAGUUGAUGAGGCAGAUAUGUUGCGAGAGCAGCUUCUUCUUCAAAAACAAAGGCGAGAUUUGGAAAGAGAUCAAAAGCAAACUGAUCAACGUUCUUCUGAACAAAAAUCUAGUACAAGUCCAGCUGACUCAACAACAAUAGAAAAUUCCACUGGUGAACAUCCAUUAGAUGACAUCGUCCCGAUAAACAAAUCUCCUCUGACUGACACAACUGUUCAGACUAAAAUGGACAAUAGCAAACUUAUACAUUUGUUGUCAGAUCUGGUAUCCAGACAGAAUCAUAAACUAUUGAAGGACAGUGAAGACCAUGACAGUGCCAAGAAGCAUACUAAGAAAAACUACCAGAGCAAGUCUCAUAGAAAUCCUUGCUAUGAUGAAGACCGAAGAAAAUCUUACAGGCCGUCGAGGUAUUCCAAUCACAGAUCUUAUAGAGACAGAGACCAUAGGCCUAGAAAAGAUCGCUACUAUGAUAUGGACCGACAACAUAGAGAUGCAAUUGUAUGUAGGAAAGAAAAGCAAGCCAGUUGUGGAAAAGACGACCCAGCACAGUCAACUUGUAAUGACUUGCUAACAGGAGCCUCUAGUACUUCAUCUAAGCAAUCUUUAGCAAAAGGUGGUUAUGAGAACUCAACUAAACAUAAUAUAUUCCAUUACAAUCAAACAUCAAUCAAUCUUACCUCUUCUGAGCUUUGUUCCAAUACUGUUGAAACUACUCCCUAUUAUUUGAAUACUCAAAUUGAAACUGUAAUUAAAGAAAGCAGUGAAAGAAGAAUCUAUAACAACUUUUUUCACGUUCACAAUUCGUUGAAACGGAAAUCCAUACCUGCUGAAAUUUGUUUUGACAAUGACAUUGAUCCUGCAUCUUCAUGUGUAGUAUUGACUUCCACUAUGGUUACUGGAAAUAAGCAAAAAAAACCUCUCCUUCCAAAUCCCGAGUCAGGACCUGUUAAGUCCUUUAAUCACAGUCAGAUUCCUCAUGAAUUUUCCAAUUCCACUAAUCGAUCAACAGAGAAAGUGGUUGAAAUUACACAAGAGAGAAUAUUUGAUUAUCAACAUGGAUAUCGAACGCCUGAAAAGAGUUUAGAAAACAGUACAUGUUUUAAUCCAACUGGCAAUUUAGGACUGCAGCGUUAUCAGAAUCAAAAUACCAAAUUAGAAGAACCUAUGUGCAAUUUAAGUGAUUUCAAUAUGAAAGCAAACUAUCCUGUACUGUCCCUUCCAUCUGCCUGCAUACAAUCCUUACGGAAUAUUGCACAAGAUCCAAUGGGUACCAUCAGUGUAGAUGGAGUUAGUCAAGAAGUUCGAUUUUAUGGUGAUACAGCAGUUAUAGGAGCUGGAAGUGACAAUCCGAGGGAGAUACUAUUUAAACAUGGAGAAGCCACAAUCAUUCUAAACAACUUUGUGGUUCAUUGUAUAUUUCAUGAGCCCAACAAAGAAAUUAUACUGAUGGGAAAUCGUUACCUACUGCGUUUGGGGGCACCGACCAGAGAGUUGUAUGUGAAUAAUGAAGGAUUUCAGUGUUCCUUUAAUUGUCCUCCUAUUGAAAUCCAACUUUCUACUGGAGAGAUGUUAACUGCCAGACUGCAUUGCAGUGCAGUACCUCUGGUGCAAAUUGGUGCUUUGCGCAGCGAUUUAGUGGCAGGUUCUGUGACUCUAUCUGUGAAUGGAGUUGACAUUUCACGCAUAUAUUUAGAUGGAAAACCACAAAGAUUUGACAUUGCCGGGAUACCUCAUAUUUUGAAAUUUUUGAACCGUUUCAAAACUGUACUUAUUAAUCAGGAAAUUGUCAACAUUUGUUUUGGGGGCCCUGCUGUUGCCCUGUUAGUAAAAGGUGAUGUGUACUAUGUGCGGCUGUCUCAUUUACCUCCUGGCCUCAUUUUGGGUCAGUUUGGUGUUCUAGGUAUGGGCUUUGUACAAACACAAAAUCCUGUACAACAAAAUUUAGGCAUUGGAGGUCCUAAUGCCAAUGUUUUUGAUGAACCAUCACCACAUGUGCCACUUCCACCAGUUGAAAGAAAAGCAAGGGGAAAGGGAAGAAAACGUUCCAAGAACAAUGCAUUAGCAAGAAAAAACUCAUUAUCACAUCUCGUACCAAAGAUUAGAGAGCAAAACAAGCAGAAUACAGCAAUUACUGCUCCUGAAACAGGCCUCACUUGCUUCUCAAAUGAAUCAUCUCACAACAACUCUACCCACAAGCCUCCUGCAUUUGAACCAUGUGCAAAUAUUCAUGCCUUAUUUCGAAACCUCUGUGAAGUUGGGCUUUUAACUCCUCAUUAUAUGCAAACUGAACCUGAAGAGCGUAAGGCAAACAUUGGAGAUAUUCAUGAAGUGGAUUUCAGUGAAUCAUCGUCAUUGAAAACAAAGCAGCCAGGUCUGGUUGAUGCUCUUUAUUCUGGAGAGCAAUGCAGUUCUUGUGGAGAAAGGUUUUUUCCUAAUGAAAGUGGAGUCUACAGCAAGCAUUUAGAUUGGCAUUUCCAAAUAAAUCGUGAAAUCAGGAAACCUCAAAGUAGAAUGUGGUAUCUAAGUGUCACAAAUUGGGUCAAAUUUGAGUCUGAAUCCAGCAUAACUCUAGAAGUUAUUCCUGAGGAAUGUAAAGGCAGCACAUCCAUUCAAGAAGAGCCAACAUCCAGUGUGCCAUCUCAAGACUUCCCUUAUGGUACAGUUUGUGAAGUAUGUCGGGACAAAUUUGAAGAAUUCUUCAACGAAGAACAGGAUGAGUGGCAUCUAAAGGACUGCAUCUGUCAUGAAGGUCUCAUUUAUCACCCUGUCUGUUUGAAAGAUUACCAAAUGACUUCAGAUGUUGCUGUAAAUAAAAGACUGCUGCUUUUAGAGGAUGAACUGAGUAAAGAAAGUUCAAAGUCUGAUAGCCUUGAAGAAGAUGCUGUUUCACAAAACACUCUCUUUUCUACAGAUUUGAAUAGUACUUCUCAAGGGCCUGAUUGUGAGUGUGAGAAAGAAGUGCCCUCAGAUAGUUUAGUUACUAAUGCCACUGUGAUAAAUGAGAAUUACUGUUUGACCAAAGAAGUUGAAAAUACAAAAUCUAUUUUUCCUGUCUGUGAAUCACAUAUCAAAGACAGCAUGGAUGAAACACAAACAAUGACAAUACCCCAACAUGAGGAGAGUGGCAGCACUUCUAAAGUCUCUGACUGUGAAAGUGAGCAAGAGGCUCUCUCAGAUAUUUUAAUUCUGAAAAACAUCAGCACGGAUGAGAUUUGUUUGACCAAAGAAAUGGAUAAUACAGAAUCUUCAUUUCCUGUGAUAGAAUCAGAAGUCAAAAUUCGCACAGAAGACAAACAGACCUCCAUGGUACCUGAACAGAAAGCUUCUGGUUUGCUUAAGAGUCGACUUGAAGGACGUAAGCUUAUCAAGUUACCGCCAUUGGUUAGAGGUUCGGAUAUAUCAAAUAUGUGUACUGUGUGCUAGUAGAAAUUUUUGAGUUGUUUGAGCUCUGCAGUACACCCCUACUCCUUGCCCCUUUUUAAAUAUUUUGUUACAAACAGAUGUGAAAUCUUUAUUUCCUUUAAAAGUCUAUCUAUCUAUAAUGAAAACAAAAUGGAAUUUUAUUUUUUAAUUUCUUUUGGAAAAUUUGGAGUAAAGUGAUGAUCAGCAGAUUCUUUGUGAUAUGUCAUGCAUACCUACCUUUAACUUCAUCUCUUAGUUUUGAGUGCUGAUUAAAGAAUUCAAAGUUCCUUUUUGCCUGUGUUGAUUUUCUGGUUAGGUACGAAAUAGUUGAAUCAUCUCAGAAAUACAUAUCGUUCUGUGGGGUUUGAGAGCGCAUUUGUGCAAGUUAUGACUGCAGGACGUAAGUCACAUUAUUUUUGUUUGAUACUUUAUUAAAAAAUGAAUAAAAUAAAUAUUAGUCCAAUUGUC